GGACUGGCCAAAAAUCACGUAUUUGCUCCCGUAAAAGAGACGUCGAAACCAGCUUUACCUAAAUCACCCGCGUUGCUUUCGAUUUCGAAGCAGGAAAAGUCGCUUCAACCAUUUCCGAGCCGCCCUGCUCCUUCCCUUUUCCUGCUAUCUAGCUUUCGAAACACGCAGGUGAAUCAAGGACGUCUUGACAAGGAGGCAGUUGAUUCUCACUGCUAAGGACCAUGUCGGACGGAGAGGAACCUGCCACUGAUGUGUUGGAGGAGACUCCCGCCGCGGCGGCGGCCCCGGGGGAGCCCAUGGACAUCAUGAGCGCCCUCCAGAUGGUGCUCAAGAAGUCCCUGGCCCACGACGGCCUGGCCCGCGGCCUGCACGAGGCGGCCAAGGCGAUUGAGAAGGGCUCCGCUCAGCUCUGUGUCCUGGCCCAGGACUGUGACCAACCCGACUACAAGAAGCUGGUGGAGGCGCUGUGCCACGAGCACAACGUGAACCUGCUGGCUGUGCCCAAGGCCAAGGAGCUAGGCGAGUGGGCGGGGCUCUGCAAGAUCGACUCGGAGGGCAAGGCCCGCAAGGUCGUUGGCUGCUCCUGCGUCGUCAUCAAGGAUUACGGCGAGGAGACCGAGGGGCUCAACGUGCUCCAGGAGUAUGUCAAGAACUUGUAGAGAGGGGUGGACGUGUCGGCAGGGGACUUGAGAGCAUUGCGUUGCGGCUUGGAGGGACCUCGUCCGAUUGUUGAUGCUCAAUUUCGCUGUGUUCUGGAUCCGGUUGUCCCGACUCAUCUCUGCAACUUGCGUUGAGUCGCAAUCAAGCGUCUGUCAAACAGCGGUGCAGUGCAUGGUGCGGAUGCACAAAGCUAUCGUAUAGGCCAUGACACUUGCACAUUGAGAUUUGCCUCAUCCCACACUCAUGGUCGCCCACAAAUUGUAAUAUUAAUUCAAUCUUUUAGAUUAAGAUUAGACAGCUUGAACCGCUCAAAUACAGGUGUUCUUUGUGCAAUGAUGUUUUUCUAUACCGCAGUG
This is a messenger RNA of Klebsormidium nitens, 1016 nucleotides long. Lineage: Eukaryota; Viridiplantae; Streptophyta; Klebsormidiophyceae; Klebsormidiales; Klebsormidiaceae. The record is from the annotation of a GenBank genome assembly.